GAAUUUAUGUUAUAGUUUAGAUAGAAUUAUAAACAUGUCGCUUAUGGAGAGUUUAAAUGAAUUAGGCUGGCAUCUCACCCAGGAGGGGAUUGAUACUAUUAGUGAAAAUGGUGAAAUUCAGGAUGUAAACAUCAUUAGCCGAAAAGCUUUAGACUAUGACUUGAGGGAAAUUGGAGAAGGUGCAUUUCCAGAAGAUUUUACAAAAGAUCCUACCAAGCUCGAAAAACCGAUAGUCGUUCAAAUACAGAAGAUAAGAAAUGUUUCAGCACCAAAGGCCAAUGAAGAAUCUUGUUCGGCUCCUCGAAUGUUGAAAUUGACCCUACAUGAUGGGAAAACAAUUUGCACAGGAUUAGAGACCAGUCACAUUUCCAGCCUUAGCAUUAAUACUCCACCAGGCACAAAGUUGUUGCUCAAUAAUGAAGGACUUGAAGUGUGUCAUGGUAUUAUCUGGUUAUCUCCAAGUGUAAUAACAAUUUUAGGAGGAAAGGUUGCUCAUAUGAUUGAAAAAUGGGAACUAAAUCGAAGCCUUGCAAAGCAUACUAGAGGUGGUAUAGGUGCUGAAGGUGGUCCUCCACCAUGGAUUCCAUUUGGCCAGAGGCUUGAAGCAUUGACCUUGGACAAACAGUUCAAGAGCUUACAAGAAGCUAAUAAACAGGACAACGCUGAGUUUGAAGCUCAAAGAAAAGGUGCAAUAGCUGAGGCUCAAAGGUUAUCAGGUGUUAAAAAGGUAUUUGGAGGAGGUACUAAGCCUUUACUGGAUGCUAAUGUCCAAAAGAUUGUGGAUGCUGGUUUUUCUGAGGAACAAGCUGAAAAUGCUCUUAAAUAUACAAAAAAUAAUGUCGAUAGAGCAUUGAGGAUAUUGCAAAAGAGAGAUAAUUCUGAAAACAGAAGCAAGGAUAAAGAUAAGAAAGAGACAGAACCACCUAAACGUAAACCUCGCCACAGGGAGCAAACAGAUGAUGAUAUUGUACCCGUUAAACCAUCCGGGAUGGUAUCCCUAUUUGAUUUUCUGGAAGAUAAACUUCCAAAUAUUCCAGACAAAGACAAGAAUAAUCAAAAAAAUAACUCUUCUGAUGAUAGAGGAGACAGGAACUAUACUAAGGAGAGAAACAGUGCCAAAAGUAAUUCAAGAUCACAUAGAUAUGAUGGACCAAAUAGACAUAAAUCAGAAGGCAGAGGGCAUUAUUCAAAUGAUAAUCAUCACAGAGAUGAUAGGAAGUAUCAAAAUCAAAAUGAAAAACCGCCAAGAUUUCAGAAAAAGUUGGAUGAGAGAAAUAAACACCAUGUCAAUCUGAACUUACAGUACAACAACUCAUAUCCCAACCCAAAUAAUCCUUACGACCACAGUAGGUAUAAUGAUAGAAAUAUGAAUGAUAAUAAGAUUCAGUUGUCCCAAAACUUCCGUAACAACAGUAACGUAAUGGACAGUUUAACUGAGGCUACAGCUAAUUUAAAUAUACUUUCAAAUCCAUCAAGGCCUAGUGAAGAUAUGCCCCGUAAUUAUCCAACACAUCCAGACCAAAUGUAUCUCAAGCAACAAUUCAUGCCUAAUCAGAAUAUGCAGGACAUGACUGCCUACCGGAGGGCCAAUGAUAUGCAAAAAUAUCCAGACCAACAGUAUCAACGGAGGCAACAUCAACAGUCUAAUGGCUAUAUGGAACCUCAACAAAAUCUGCAAAAUCCAAUGUAUGCAAAUAUGAAUUAUAUGGGCGGUGCACAGAGUGGGUAUAAUGGCCGGCAAUAUGGCUAUGGAGGGAGACCCCAGGAGUACAAUACGAUGCGACCUGCCGGGCCAUUCCUGCCGGGUUCUCUGCUUGGUUUCCAAAACGCAGCCGUUAAUGAACAAGCCCGAGCCAUGCUUGGUGUCACCGACAUCAAUUGGAAAGUUGGGGACAGAUGCCUAGCGCUUUACUGGGAAGACAAUAAUUUCUAUGAGGCUGAGGUCACAGGGAUUUCAGCUAAUACAGUAGUUGUUAAAUUUUGUGCAUAUGGUAACCAUGAAGAAGUUUUAAAAUCCAACUGUUUGCCUUUCCCUAACCAAUCGGUAGGUGGCAGUAGUGGGUACGUAUCUCGGGGCGGCAUGUUCCCCCCGCGCCGGCCGUAGGGGCACGCCGCGGCGCAGCGGGCGCGCCCCUCCGCCCCCG
This is a messenger RNA of Papilio machaon (common yellow swallowtail), 2144 nucleotides long. It is a transcript of the gene Tdrd3, whose product is annotated as tudor domain-containing protein 3. NCBI's taxonomy places the organism in Eukaryota, Metazoa, Arthropoda, Insecta, Lepidoptera, Papilionidae. The coding region runs from base 35 to 2104 and encodes 689 amino acids. Gene Ontology annotation, biological process: mRNA processing. The transcript has 8 exons. Gene Ontology annotation, cellular component: cytoplasm; nucleus. Gene Ontology annotation, molecular function: protein binding; RNA binding. The record is from RefSeq and is a predicted model, not a curated record.